This is a messenger RNA of Sclerotinia trifoliorum, 3532 nucleotides long. The record is from the annotation of a GenBank genome assembly. Lineage: Eukaryota; Fungi; Ascomycota; Leotiomycetes; Helotiales; Sclerotiniaceae.
UCGUCCACAAAAUCGAAAAUACCCGAGUCUAUAAAGAAAAACCGGAGGAAGAUAUUAAAAUUCUCAAUAUAGACAUCAUGUAAAAGAAAAGCUUGAUGUAUCGAGUUUGGACGAGAACACUUUGGGUUGCCUAAUACAUAUUGCCGAGAAGGAACUUUUUGAACACUAGUUGUUAUAUCCUUGAUGUUAAUCCCAUCAUUAGUCAAGGUCAAAAUCUGUUAUUGGUCAAGCGUUUGAUCUUAUCAGCAUUAGCGCAUAUCGAGCAAUCUACCUAUUUUAUCCCCACUUUCCCACACUCCCACCUUCCCACCUUUCCACCUUCCUACCAUACAUACUCCCACGGACACCUUCCCAUCUCAAGCUUGAUUACGAAUUCAAUUUUCAUUGCAUUGAACUCCACUCAAUCCUUUUCGUCUCUUCUUCGAUUCUUGUUUUGAUAAUUGACUUUACAUCCAAAUUCCAAAGCCAUUUGUCUUUUUCAACGCCUUCUUCCCGUUCGUCUAUCGUUAUGUCGAUGCGAGUACAGAUAAAUCCAAUAGCGCCAUCUACUAAACUCAAAGCUUAUUCUGCUUAUGGAAAAGACACUGACGAUUCAAAUAUCGACAACCCUAAUCCAAAUAUCGGCAACUUGAGCAAAUGUCGGAAAUCAUUUGUUCGUGUACCACUCGUUCAUUUCCAUCAUGCCACGUCCAAAGAAAGUUGGCGCACCGGAGCCUAAGAAGAGGAGUAGGAAUGGCUGUUGGUACGCUAGCGGUAAUGUUUAUGUCAUCGAAUAUUUUUACUGAAUAUAUAUAUCCUUCACAGGCCCUGCAAAGCUCGAAAGGUAAAAUGCGACGAAACUCGCCCAACAUGUGUAAAUUGUUCGAAACAGAACGAAAUUUGCGAUUAUAGCAUACGAUUGAAUUGGGAGGGUAGAGGCAAGAAGAAGGUUCAUAAUGACGACGACACUGGGCAGGGAGCUUUUUCCAUCUCAAACUCAGUGACUCAAACUACUCAAAGUGCAAGUAGUCACCUUUCGGGGUCAUUCACAAGCUUCCAAUCUUUUCUCCCAGCGUCUGCUCCUCGAGAUGAGCAUUUGAGCCGCGAUGAUAAGGCAUAUGGGCUUCAAAUGACGGACAUGUCAAUGAUUGAUCCCGCCUUGACCAGACCUGCUUAUCCACCGAUUACAACUUUCCAAGAUACGUUACCCAGGGAUCAUGGUCACCCGAAUCAGCAGCAGCCUCCAUAUCUUGAACGAUAUCAAGCCAGUGCCCCGAUCACUCCACUUUCAGCACAAUCACCUGGUCUAUCGAUAUCUAGCCAACUUCAAGUUGCGGACGAAUCUGGAAGUUCAAAUUCAAACAGAGGUGUACUUCUAAAUAUCGAAAGCCCAAUGUCAACCCCGCCAUAUCUCGGAAGCGGGCAGGGGACACCGGCAGCGGAAAGCUCUACAAUGGACAGACCUGCUAAACGCACUCGAUAUGACAGCUCGCUCUACAACUCACGCAUGCUUCCUCCUCUAGUGCCCAGUUUGGAUUCCACCGAUGAACCUCGAAAUGCAAUACCUGCUAUGUCACAGGUAGAAUCCGGGACACUACGUAAGGUGGGCGUUAAUAAGACCAAAACUAUACCAAGCCGCGAAUAUUCACGCAGGCUCUCCGUAAGUUCAUUGUUAUCGGGCCCACCUGAUAGAGCACCAUCGGAUAACCAGAGCAGUGGAUCAGGAUGGGAUUACCGAAGUCAGGAUUGGACUCCAUAUAUGCAUGAUGUAUAUCAGGACACCGAUACAUGGGGUAUUGACCCGGGUCUGGUAGAUUUGGAUAUUGGAAAGAAUGAUGAUGUAAAUGCUAUUUCAGAAUCAUCUUCCACGUUAGUGGGUAUUCAACAGGAGUCUGAUGUAGAUAAUGGGGGCGAAUUGUCGCCAAUGGAGUUUGGAUUCGGCAUGGAAAGCAAUGAGACGGCUCUUGAGGUUGGAUACUAUGACAAACCGGUUUCGAUAUGCAUACCCCGUAUACUUCAACCCCUUCCUGCAAAACUGCUUGAAAAUCCAAUGAACCUACUGGUGAGUUUUACGAAUAUUCAGUGUCGCUCCUCGCUAAUGUGAAUGCAGUACUUUGUAAGACUUUUCUCGCGGCUGCGCUUGAGCUAUCUAACUAAUCUUUCCUAGCAUCAUUUUCUCGAUCACACAGCAGGUUGUCUGAUACCGCACAACUGUUCGUCUAAUCCAUUCCGUAGUAUCUUACCACAAAUGGCUGUUCGGGACGACGAUCUUUUGCAUCUUCUACUUGCAUACUCUGCCACACAUCGGGCCAGACUUUUGAGACAACCCGAACCUGCCACUCGAAUAGCUUUGUGGGUCAAAGAUAUCUUUCCCAACCUUAGGCAUGCGCUCGAAGACCCAAACAAGAUUACGUCGAAUGUCAACCUUGCGACGGUGAUCAUGCUUGCAUCUUUGGAAAUAAUCUCCCCAAAGGUCUUUGGGGUUGCCGUUCCGUGGCAGAAGCAUCUUGAAUUCGCUCGUCAAAUGCUCGUCGCGAGAGGUGGAGCCCACCGAAUGCAAACGCUGUCGCGCAAGGAUAAGGUCUCGUCUUUUCUAUGGAGUUGGUUUGCAUACUUGGAUGUCCUUGGCAGUAUGAGUGGUGGUCAAAAUCUUUCGUCUGCUUGGAUGCUGGAUUAUGAAACGGAAGAUGAAGAAUAUAGUUAUCAAAUUGACUGUAUCCUCGGUUUCACCAGUCGUUGCGUCCGCAUUCUUGCUAAGGUCGCUAAUCUUGCCCGCCAAUGUGAUGCUCUUCGCAUUAAUACUGAUUCAACAAUUAAUGUAGAUUGGCAGCCUUCAGAUGAAGUAGUCAUCCGUGCCCACAAACUUGAAGCAGAUCUCAUUGAGUCGCGUCGUCACCCAGCGAAGCCAUGCACUCAUAUGCAAUCUAAGUCUGAAGCAGAGUAUGGAUGGGAUAGUCUUGAGGUAGCCGCGACCAAUGAAGCCUUUCAUUCUGCUGGACUCGUCCAUCUUCAUCGCAGAAUACUUGGAAAGCCUUCAGUCCAUGAAGAUGUCCAACAUGCCGUUGGUGAAAUCCUUGGCUCUUUCAACAAGAUUAGGAAAGGAAGUAGUGCCGAAGCCUGUUUGUUAUUUCCAAUGUUUACGGCUGGAUGUGAUAUUCGAGAUGAGAAGCAAAGAUCCGAUAUUCUUGAACGAAUGAACAGGGUUGAGAGGUACGGAAUGACACAAGCACACAAAGCGCGAACAUUGAUGGAAAAGGUUUGGGAACUUUCAAAACCAUGGGAGACCUUGGUAGGCGGAGAAUUCUUUGGUUGAGUACUCGAAUGUUGGAUCAUUGAACUCGAACUCUUGAAUUGUUACAAUAAACCACUUGAUAAAUGAGCAAUUCCUACACAUCCAGCAUUUAUCACAAUCGUCCGUCGAUGGUAAAAAACGCAUGCAGUUCUUAAUUUCACGACAUAAACGAAGAGCAUGUCGCCCUAGGGUCAGCAUUCGCCAUUUUAUCACGAAGUCUGUGAGUUCCAAUUUGUCCUGGGCAUGACAUUAAAAGGCCCA